UCCACGUCAAACUCUGUCUGUGACAACACAGCACCGAGCUGAGAUGGCAGACCUAGUACGUUAUCUGAACCGGUAUAAACAUACACGAUAAAGAUAACUGAUAUAAUAGACCGGAUAAUCUUCUCAUUAAUGUUACGCGGAUGAUCUAUUAUCGAAGUUUGUUUAGAUUCGUAAAUCCACGGGAUCAAUUUGACUGCAAGUGAGUGACACAUUCAGCUAGCAAGUCUACGUUAGCAUACCAGCUAACAAGCUUGACAACCAGUUUCACUACCAAAUUGACAACUUCACAAAGGUGACAAAGCUGCAAGAAUUCAGGAAAAAAAACAACGUUUCUAUGAGUUUUGACAGAGAGCUGAAUUGUAUGAAGGUAGGGUCGAAGUUGAUCGCCACCUUACCAGCUAACUAGCUAGCCUAGCCAGUGUUGGGCCUUUUUGUUAUUGUUGAGCUAGCUUACUAGCUAACGUUAGUUAUUCUCAAAGAUGUCAUCGUGGCUGGGUGGACUGGGCUCCGGCCUGGGCCAGUCUCUCGGCCAGGUCGGGGGAAGCCUCUCCUCAUUCACCGGACAAAUAUCAACCUUCACCAAAGAUAUGCUUCUGGAAGGAGUUGAAGAAGUUCGAGAUGCUUCCACUGAGCUGCUGGUGUCCAGUUCGAAGCAGGAGCAAGUGGAGGCUGAGUUGGAGCGUUUAAAGAGGAUCCAUGGCGAGCUGGAGGAGAAGCUGGAGGCCUCAGAGAUCCAGAAUAAACAGCAGUCAGCUGAGUACAGGACUCUGCUGCAACAGAAAGAUGUGGAGAUCAGUCACCUGAAAGCCCGUCAGAGUGGACUACAGGAAGAGGUUCAGAAACUACAGCACUCUGCUCAAUCAGCUACUUCCGACCCUGCCGUACUGCCCGUCACCACCGCCUCCACCACCACCACCUCUUCCUCUUACAUGACCCGCCCCCUGGGGGCCCCCCACCACCACCAGGGUUUCCAUGGCAGCGACGAGAUGGACUUCGGUGACGUGAUCUGGUCCCAGCAGGAGAUUAAUCGUCUGUCUACGGAGGUGAUGAGGCUGGAGGCUGAGGUCUCCCAUUGGAGACGCGUGUCUCAGGCAUCCGUAGCCCCAGGGGCAGGAAACAGUGACCAGGGAGAGGUCCUGAAGCUUCAGAGGAUCAUCAAGGAGCUGCGUGAGGAGAUGGGUCGUGAGGUAGAUGAGCACCAGCAUGAGUUAGCAGCGCUGCAGGACGCUCAGAGACAGAAGAUGGCCGACGUCAUCCGGCGCCACCGGGACGAGCUGGCAGAGUACGAGGAGAGGAUAGAGGAGCUGGAGGAACAGGGACAGACUGGAGCUUCUAGUUCAGCCACAGCCAACGCUCUUCAGGAGUCCUCCAUGCUCGCAGACCUCCAGAACACUAUCCAGUCCCUCCAGGAGGCAGCGAAGGAGCGGCUGAAGGAGGAGCAGGAUGAGCAGCUGAAGGAGCAGCUGAAGGAGCUGACAGCUAAUCUGGAGGAGGCAGGGAAGAGACAGGCUACGCUGCAGCAGGAGAAAGAGGAGGCGCAGGCAGAGAACGCUGAGCUGCUGCAGAACUACACUCGGCUGCAGACGUCUGUCACAGAGCUCCAGUCACGUGUCCAGGAACAGGAGGGGAAAGCCCGGAACAAGGCUCAGCUAGACCAGGAGAUACAGGGGCUGAGGAAUGCUCUCGCAGGUGCAGAGAAGGAGAUCUCUAAGCUGAAGAGUCUUCAGAGUGAAACAAAGAUGGAGGUGGAACACGCUGACAUUCUAGAACUCAACACUGUCAUCGGGACGUUGAGAAAGGAGAAGCGGAAUCUACAGGAGAGGCUUGCCAGGGCCGAGGAGAGAGUGGAGUCAGACAGCCUCGAUGGAUGUGAGUCCUCCCCAUCUGCCACAGAGCAGCUAUCAGGGCUGAGGGCAGAGCUGGAGAAGAGCGAGCAGUCGUUGAGCGAGAUCCAGGAGGAACGAGAGACCCUCCUCAACGAACUGGAAGAACUGGACCGACAGAACCAGCAGGCUACACAGCAUGUCAUCUCAGUGAAGGAGCAGCUCUCUGUUCAGCUGAAGGAAUCUGAAGCUGUUGUGGCUCGGCUCCAAUCAGAGCUCAGUACCGCCGCCGACCAGAGGGUGGCGCUGCAGCAAGAGCUAAAGGCCCAGCAGGAGAAACUGAGCCACAGUGCCUUCACUCUCAACGACCUACACAUGGGCAAGCAGCAGCUGGAGGACACCGUUAAGGAGCUGAGAAACAAACUUGGACGGGCAACAGAGAUGGGCAAAGAGGCACGCAGGGAGACCCAGGAUUUCCAGAGAACCAUACAGGAGAGGGAAGAGCAGCUGUCGGCUGCCCGGGCAGAGCUGUGUGAGGCUGGGGAGAGAGGGAGAGAAUCCGGGGGGUCCAUAGAGCAGCUGGAGGAGCUCAGGAGAGAACUGGCAGAGAUGAGGAGCUCCCAGGAGAAGAUGAUGUCAGAAGACUAUGAGAUGAAGAUGGAGAAGCAGAGGCUGAAGAUGGAGGCUGAGCAGGCCCAGGGGAGGAUAGAGGAGCUGGCCAGGCAGGUCAGGGAGGUUCAGGCUGCUCUCACCAGGACCGUCCUGGAGAAGGACACUCGUAUCCAGGCUCUGAAGCUGGAGAAGAGCCAGCUGGAAGGGGAACUGGGCCAGACAGAGAAGGGCCUACAGGAGCAGACCAGGCAGUACCAGCAGACCAUCGAGGAGCUGACCGCUGCCCGCUCCAUGGACGCCUCGGCACUACAGACGGAGCAUGAGCGGACCGUGAGGCUGAACCAGGAGAAGGAUCUGGAGAUAUCCCAGCUUAAAAGAGACGUGGAGCAGAUGUCCUCCGACCACAGAGACACCAACGAGAUGCUGUCCAUCACCGUGGCCGGACAGAAACAGCUCUCCGACCUCCUCCAGGAGAAGGACUCCUUCACGGAGAGCCUGAGAGCCAACAUGGCCGCCACCCAGAGGGAGCUGGAGGCCGGGGUCCAGGCAGCCACCCAGGAGGCUGAGACCCUGAGAGGAGCUCUGGAGGAGAAGGACAAGCAGCUGGGAGGCAUGAAGGAAGACAACAGCCACCUGAAGGAGGAGAUCGAUCGCCUCAGGGACCAGCAGAACAGACCCCAGCCCUCCGGCCUGUCCGAGCCACGCACCCUGGACAUCAUCACAGAACUGGAGAAUGAGAUCAGCCAGCUGAAGAGCACCAGAGACGGGCUGGAGGAGGAGGGCCACUCCCUGAAGAGGAGAGUGGAGGAGCAGCGGUGUCACCUCCUCUCCUCCCAGCAGUCUCUCCUGGCGCAGCAGAAUGAGUUGGAGCAGGCCCACCAACGCCACGAGCAGAGCAGAGAGAACUACGAUAGGCUGAUCCACGCCAAGGACGAGGAGAUUGGGCGCCUGCAGCUGGAAGUCGAUCACCUCGGCCACACCCACUCCUCCCAGGAACAGGAAGUGGUCAUCCUCCAACAGGAAGACAAGACCCAGUCGUCCCUGAAUAACGGAGAGAACGACAACGAGAAACAUGACCUGUCAAAGGUGGAGAUAAACCGUCUGGUGCAGGGCAUCAAGGAGAAGGAGACUGAAAUCAGCCAGCUGAAUGAGAACAACCUGAACCUGACCAGACAGCUGGCCCAACUGGUGGUCUCCAGAGAGGAGAUUGGGAAACUCUCCCAGAUGCUCUUGCAGAAGGACCUGGAGAUCCAGGCACUGCAUGCUAGAGUCUCCCUGGGGGGCCACAGCCAGGACGUGAUGUUCCUCCAGCAGCAACUGCAGGCUUACGCCGUGGAGAGAGAGCAGGUGCUGGCGGUGCUGAAUGAGAAGACGAGGGAGAACAGUCAGCUGAGGGGGGACUACCAGCGCAUCAUGGACAUUGUGGCAGGGAAGGAAGCUGUGCUCCUCAAGGUCCAGCAGGAGAACCAGAGGCUGUCCACCAUGUCUGACCCCUCAGGCAGCCAGGAGAUGUUCAGAGAGACCAUCCAGAACCUGUCCCGGAUCAUCAGAGAGAAGGACAUUGAGAUCGACGCGCUGACCCAGAAGUGCCAGACCCUGGUGUCGGUGCUGCAGGCAGGAGACUCUGGAGGCGUCAGCUCCAACCAGUUUGAAGAGCUGCUGCAGGACAGGGACACAUUGAAACAACAGGUGAAGAAGAUGGAGGAGUGGAAGAUGCAGGUGAUCACCACGGUAAAGAACAUGCAGCAUGAAUCUGGACAGCUGGUAGAGGAGCUCCACAAGCUACAGGGACAGGUGGAUGCAGACAACGACUGCACCUCGACUCUCUCCGUGGACUACAGCCGUCUGAUCCACAGCUAUGAGCAGAAGGAGAGGAAGCUCGGCAGUCUCAGUCACGAACUAGCCCACGUCCAACAGACCAUCAGCCAGCUGAGCAGUACUAAAGAUGUCCUCCUGGGGAAACUGGACAGUGUGGCGCAGAGUCCCCAAGUCACCCCACUGUCUGCUGCCCUGACGUCUACUGCCCAGCAUCCUGCUGCAGUGGAACCUCCCAGACACCAGGUGGCAGCACCUGCAACACCAGGGAACCAGGAAGGACUGAGACAGGAGUUGGAGUCUCUGAGAGCCCUCCUGUCUGAGAGGGAGACUAUGAUCAGGACCUUGCAGGAGAAUAACCACCGCCUGUGUAACUCAGCCCAGGUGUCAGACAGCGAGCAGCGAGGCCAGGCCGAGGAGGCCAGACAGGUCAAAGAGAGACUGGACGUUCUGCAGCGCUCUGUCAGGGAGAAAGACCUGCUCAUCAAGACUAAAGGAGAUCAACUCACCCAGGUGAGUGAGAGCCUGAGGAACCGUGAGAGCGACAACGAGGUGUUAAAACAAGCCGUGACCAACCUGAAGGAGCGAGCUCUUAUCCUGGAGAUGGAUACCAGGAAGCUGAAGGAUGAGAACGAGGCUGUGGCCCAGCGGAGCCGGGAGAAGGAGUCAGAGUUCAGAGCCCUGCAGGAGACCAACAUGCAGGUGUCCCUCCUCAUGAGGGAGAAGGAGUUUGAGAGGAGCGCCAUGUCGGAGAAGGCAGCCGCCAUGGAGAAGAUGCUCAAGGACAGAGAACAGGGCAACAGCCAGAAGUCUGGAGAGCUCAACCAGCUCCUGAACGAGCUGAGGUCCAUGCAGGAGAAAGCUGUAGCCUUCCAGCAGGAGAGAGACCAGGUCAUGCUGGCUCUCAAACAGAAACAGAUGGAGACCACAGCCGUACAGACAGAGCUGCAGCAUGUGAAGGACAGAGAGCAGCGGUUGAAGUUGGAGCUGGACCGACUACGUAACCACCUGCUGGAGAUAGAGGAGUCCUACACACGGGAGGUCCUCGCCGCGGAGGACAGGGAGGCGGAGCUACGCAAGAGAGUCACGCUAUUGGACGACAGACUGGCCACUUCCUCCAGUCAGGUGGAGAGCACCAGCCACCAGGCGUCUCUCCAGGUGGAGUCUCUCCAGGAGCAGCUGAGUGGGACGGUGAGGCAGAGAGACGAGGCCUCGACUCAGCUCAGAGCAGCACGGGACCAGGUCAACCAGUACGCCGUGUCCCUGUCCAACCUCCAGAUGGUGCUCGAGCAGUUCCAGCAAGAAGAGAAAGCCAUGUAUUCGUCAGAGCUUGAUAAAUACAAGAGGGAGAAGGAUGAGUGGAGAAGAAAAGCACUUAAACUGGAGGACAAAGCCUCAGCACUUCAGAUCAACCUAGAUGAGGCUAAUGCUGCUCUGGACUCAGCCUCCAGACUCACUGACCAGCUGGACCUAAAGGAAGAACAGCUAGAAGAGCUCAAAAAACAAGUUGAUGUGAGGCAGGAGAUGUUGGAAGAGUCUCAGGACAAGUUGAUGAACCUGCUGAAUAGCACAGAGGGACAAGUAGACCAGGCUCUGAUGCGGAACCUGUUCAUGGGAUACUUCCACACCCCGAAACCCAAACGCUCCGAGGUGCUGAGGCUCAUGGGUAGUGUCCUGGGACUGGACAAGGAUGAGGUCAACCAGCUGCUGGAGGAGGAGGGAGGCCAUGGUGUCGGCGGCUGGGUGUCCGGCUGGUUGGGAGGCAGAGCUGUACAGAGUGUCCCCAACACACCACAGAGACCUGGAGCAGGACAGGGGGGCUUCAACAACUCGUUCUCUGAGAUGUUUGUAAAGUUCCUGGAGGUGGAGUCUAGGCCCGCGCUCCCUGCCCCCAGACUUCCUGUUUAUGACAUCAAACCUCUCAGUGCCCCGCCUCCUGGGAGGACCACCAGCUCAGCCUGGGCUCAACAACCAGAAGGAGGGGCGGCAGCCGGCAGGGGACAGAGAGCAGCCGGGGAGUCCAACCCUUUCCUGGCUCCCCGCUCUGCGGCCGUACCGCUGAUGCAUCAUGGGAGCGGUAGUUCCAGUGCUUCGGGAGGACACCACCACCUCCUAAUGAAACCCAUCUCAGACAACCUGCCUACCUUCACCCCCGUGCCCGUCUCCGCUGAGAGCGGCGGGCAGGUGCUCAAAGACUUACUCAAGCAGUGAUUGGAGCCACGGCCUGUCACUCAAAGCUCCUCAUCCAAUCAGGAGGAGCAUAUACACAGACUGAGAUGGAGGAGGACCGUUAUUACUGUGUAGUGCUUUCUUCCAACAGUCUCUCAGUGAUGGUUCUACUAGCUUCUACACAGGAUGAAGGUUCUACGAAAUUCUGCACAGGACGAGGGUUCUACUAGCUUCUACACAGGAUGAGGGUUCUACUAGCUUCUGCACAGGAUGAGGGUUCUACUAGCUUCUGCACAGGAUGAGGGUUCUACUAACUUCUACACAGGAUGAAGGUUCUACGAACUUCUACACAGGAUGAGGGUUCUACUAGCUUCUACACAGGAUGAGGGUUCUACUAGCUUCUACACAGGAUGAGGGUUCUACUAGCUUCUACACAGGAUGAGGGUUCUACUAGCUUCUACACAGGAUGAGGGUUCUACGAACUUCUGCACAGGAUGAGGGUUCUACGAACUUCUACACAGGAUGAGGGUUCUACUAACUUCUACACAGGAUGAGGGUUCUACGAACUUCUACACAGGAUGAGGGUUCUACUAGCUUCUGCACAGGAUGAUGGUUCUACUAACUUCUACACAGGAUGAGGGUUCUACGAACUUCUACACAGGAUGAGGGUUCUACUAGCUUCUACACAGGAUGAGGGUUCUACUAGCUUCUACACAGGAUGAGGGUUCUACUAGCUUCUACACAGGAUGAGGGUUCUACUAGCUUCUACACAGGAUGAAGGUUCUACUAGCUUCUACACAGGAUGAGGGUUCUACUAGCUUCUACACAGGAUGAGGGUUCUACGAACUUCUACACAGGAUGAGGGUUCUACUAGCUUCUACACAGGAUGAGGGUUCUACUAACUUCUACACAGGAUGAGGGUUCUUCUAACCUCGAAAAAGCAGGACAUGUCAGGCAGACCCUCUCUGAUUUAACUGUCAGUUUGUUGUCGGGUUGAUAUUUCGUUGACCCUAUUAAAGUUAAAGGGGAAAUCUGCAUUGGUACAUACGUUUUUGGUUGUUUGAGCUACAGGAAGAAAUCUCCUUUAAGGAGAUGAGGUAGAAUCAGGACUUGCUGUUCAAUGCCUGCAGUGUCCCUCCCACUCACUCGGUCUUUGUCACUUUUUCUGGUCACGGUAUAUUGCUUGAGAACGAGGAGACGGUUUAUGCAUUGAACAAAGAGGGAACUGUGUGUGUGAAUGACUCCUGGGUAGAGCUGUGUCAUGUGACGCGUAUGUGAUUGAAGGAGAACAUGUCUUCUCAAUAUGACUGCUUGGACAAUUGGGGGAUGUAGGACCUUCUAAAUGUUAUGUUUUGUAUUCUUUCAUUUUAGCCAUAGGCCUUCAGGAUAAUCUGUCUGAUCUGGCAAAAUGGCACCCUAAUCCCUAUGAUCCCUACCUACCUUGGUCAAAUAUAGUACACUGUUGGGAAUAGGGUGCUAUUUGGACAUUUGGCUAUUAUUUAACACUGCUGUAUGUAUUAAACAUACAGUUAUAUAUAUAUAUAUACACACACACACACACAGUAUCAGUCAAAAGUUUGGACACACCUACUCAUUCAAGGGGUUUUCUUUAUUUUUACUAUUUUCUACAUUGUAGAAUAUUAGUGAAGACAUCAAAACUAUGAAAUAACACACGUGGGAUUAUAUAGGAAUCAGAAAAGUGUUAAACAAAUCAAAAUAUAUUUUAGAUUCUUCAAAGUAGCCACCUUUUGCCUUGAUGACAGCUUUGCACACUCUUGGCAUCUCUCAACUAGCUUCACCUGGAUUGCUUUUCCAACAAUCUUGAUUGACUUCCCACAUAUUCUGAGCACUUGUUGGCUGCUUUCCUUCACUCUACAGUCCAACUCAUUCCAAACCAUCUCAAUUGGGUUGAGGUCGGGGGAUUGUGGAGGCCAGGUCAUCUGAUGCAACAAUCCAUCACGCUCCUUCUUGGUCACACAGCCUUGAGGUGUGUUGGUUCAUUGUCCUUUUGAAAAACAAAUGAUACACCCACUAAGUGCAAACCAGAUGGGAUGGCGUAUCGCUGCAGAAUGCUGUGCUAGCUGGUUAAGUGUGCCUUGAAUUCUAAAUAAAUCAGACCGUAAAGCACCAUCACACCUCCUCCUCCAUGCUUCACAGUGGGAACCACACUUGCGGAGAUCAUCUGUUCACCUUCUCUGCGUCUCACAAAGAAAGACACGGCUGUUGGAACCAAAAAUCUCAAAUUUGGACUCAUCAGGGCAACGGACAGAUUUCUCUAAUGUCCGUUGCUCGUGUUUCUUGGCCCUAACAAGUCUUCUUAUUUGUCCUUUAGUAGUGGUUUCUUUGCAAAUAAAUGCCUGAUUCACCCAGUCUCCUCUGAACAGUUGAUAUGUCUUACGUGAACUCUGUGAAGCAUUUAUUUAGGCUGCAAUUUCUGAGGCUGGUAACUAAUGAUCUUAUCCUCUGCAGCAGAGGUAACUCUGGGUCUUCCUUUCCUGUGGCGGUCCUCAUGAGAGCCAGUUCCAUCAUAGCGUUUGAUCAUUUUUGCCACUGCACUUGAAAAACAAAUUUAGUUCUUGAAAUGAAAUGUUCCGUAUUGAUGGACCUUCAUGUCUUAAAGUAAUGAUGGACGGUCGUUUCUCUUUGCUUAUUUGAGCUGUUCUUGACAUAAUAUGGACUUGGUCUUUUACCAAAUAGGGCUAUCUUCUGUAUACCACCCCUACCUUGUCACAACACAACUGAUUGACUGAAACACAUUAAGAAGGAAAGAAAUUCCACAAAUUCACUUUUAAAAAGUCACAUCUGUUAAUUGAAAUGCAUUCCAGGUGACUACCUCAUGAAGCUGGUUGAGAGAAUGCCAAGAGUGUGCAAAGUUGUCAUCAAGGCAAAAAGGGUGGCUGCUUUGAAGAAUCUCAAAUAUAAAAUAUAUUUAAAUUUUUUGGCAACGACAUGAUUCAUUAUUUGUUAUUUUAUAGUUGUUGAUGUCUUCACUAUUAUUCUACAAUGUAGAAAAUAGUUUUAAAAAAUAAAGAAAAACCCUUGAAUGAGUCGGUGUGUUCAGACUUUAGACUGGUAGUGUGUGUGUAAAUGGGUAAUAUUUUAACAAUAAUUAAGGCAGUUCUGGAAGUACUGUCCAAAGUGUCUACCAAUUUUGCUAUUAUGAUAUAAAGGUAUAUGAUUUGGUUUGUAAAUUAAAUAAAUAAAUUAAAUACAAAUAUAUAUUUACAAA
Messenger RNA from Oncorhynchus masou masou (cherry salmon), 9648 nucleotides. RefSeq names its product thyroid hormone receptor interactor 11 (gene trip11). The record is from RefSeq and is a predicted model, not a curated record. Gene Ontology annotation, molecular function: small GTPase binding. Lineage: Eukaryota; Metazoa; Chordata; Actinopteri; Salmoniformes; Salmonidae. The transcript has 33 exons. Gene Ontology annotation, biological process: endoplasmic reticulum to Golgi vesicle-mediated transport; Golgi organization. Gene Ontology annotation, cellular component: Golgi apparatus. The coding region runs from base 480 to 6461 and encodes 1993 amino acids.